CACUCGCAUGGAGCAAGUUCUCCCGCCGCUGUAGGCGGAAUUCGUGAGGGGCAGUGGGGAAUGGAUGGACUGCUCCUGGUGGAACAUGAACCCAAUGCGCAAAUCGCUCUCAGCACCGUCUCAGCACUGAAGAAGUUUUCUGCCAUCGUUUGGGAUUAUUAUUUGUACCCGCUGACGCUUGAGCACAGCUCAAAAUGAGUAACAUCUACGAGUCCGCAGCCACCACGCUGGGGCUCGUCAACAGCCCCUGCCUGACCAAAGUGGAGCUGCGUGUAGCCUGCAAAGGAAUCUCAGACAGGGAUGCGCUGUCCAAACCAGACCCCUGUGUGGUCCUUAAGAUGCAGUCCCAUGGACAGUGGUUUGAGGUGGACCGGACGGAGGUGAUUCGCAGCAGCAUAAGCCCCGUCUUCUCCAAGGUCUUCACAGUGGACUAUUACUUUGAGGAGGUGCAGCGUCUACGCUUUGAGCUGCAUGACAUCAGCAGCAACCACAACGGGCUCAAAGAGGCGGACUUCCUGGGAUCCAUGGAGUGCACACUUGGACAGAUUGUGUCUCAGAGAAAACUGUCCAAAGCUUUAUUGAAACAGGGCAACACGUCAGGCAAGUCUUCUAUAACGGUCACAGCGGAGGAACUGUCUGGGAAUCAUGACUAUGUGGAGCUCGCGUUCAGUGCUAAGAAGCUAGAUGACAAGGAUUUUUUUAGCAAGUCAGACCCAUUUCUGGAAAUCUUCAGAGUCAAUGACGAUGGCACUGGAUCCCUGGUGCAUAGAACCGAGACUAUCAUGAACAAUCUAAAUCCUGUGUGGAAAUCGUUCAAAGUUUCGCUAAACACGCUCUGUAGUGGUGAUCAGGAGCGAGAACUAAAGUGUACAGUGUGGGACUGGGACUCAAAUGGAAAGCAUGACUUCAUUGGAGAAUUCCAGACUACCUUCAAAGAGAUGAAGGCAGCUAUGGAGGGAAAACAGAUUCAGUGGGAAUGCAUCAAUCCCAAGUAUCAAGUGAAGAAGAAGAACUACAGAAACUCUGGGGUGGUGAUGCUGACCCAGUGUAAGAUCAUAAAGAUGCACUCGUUUCUGGAUUAUAUAAUGGGCGGUUGUCAGAUCCAGUUCACAGUGGCGAUUGAUUUCACCGCCUCAAACGGUGACCCACGGAACAGCUGCUCUCUACAUUACAUCCACCCAUACCAGCCAAACGAGUACCUUAAAGCACUGGUGGCCGUGGGCGAGAUCUGCCAAGACUAUGACAGUGAUAAAAUGUUUCCAGCAUUUGGCUUUGGAGCGCAGAUCCCACCUGACUUCAAAGUCUCUCAUGAUUUUGCUGUGAACUUUGAUGAGGACAACCCAGAGUGUGCUGGUAUCCAGGGUGUUGUAGAAGCCUAUCAGAACUGUCUACCUAAGAUCCAGCUCUACGGCCCCACUAACAUUGCCCCAAUCAUCCAGAAGGUAGCUAACUCUGCCUCUGAGGAGAUGCACACCAAGGAGGCCAUGGAGUACUUCAUUCUGUUGAUCUUGACAGAUGGAGUGAUCACAGACAUGGCGGACACACGGGAGGCCAUCGUUCACGCCUCUCACCUGCCAAUGUCUGUCAUCAUCGUGGGCGUGGGCAACGCUGACUUCAGUGACAUGCAAAUGUUGGAUGGAGACGACGGAAUUCUGCGCUCUCCCAAAGGAGAACCCGUCCUCCGAGAUAUUGUCCAGUUCGUGCCCUUCCGUAACUUCAAACAUGCAUCUCCCGCGGCGUUGGCGAAGAGUGUUCUGGCUGAGGUGCCCAAUCAGGUGGUGGAUUAUUACAACAGUAAAGGCAUAAAGCCCAAAUGUCUGUCAGACUUUGAGUCUUCCAGAGCUUUCAGUCCCUGAACCAAGCGCACAACCAACUGUGGGCUUGCAGACGAGUAACACCUGCUGGUGAUUUUCAAAAUCAUUGUAUAGAAUGUUUCUGAGUAUUUUAGAACUUGUUGUUCUAAAAUAAGUUGUUUUUGAA
Colossoma macropomum (tambaqui) is the source of this 1980-nucleotide messenger RNA. RefSeq names its product copine IVb (gene cpne4b). The record is from RefSeq and is a predicted model, not a curated record. Lineage: Eukaryota; Metazoa; Chordata; Actinopteri; Characiformes; Serrasalmidae. The transcript has 16 exons. Bases 195 to 1856 code for a protein of 553 amino acids. Gene Ontology annotation, molecular function: calcium-dependent phospholipid binding. Gene Ontology annotation, biological process: cellular response to calcium ion. Gene Ontology annotation, cellular component: plasma membrane.